Messenger RNA from Sclerotinia borealis F-4128, 7080 nucleotides. The record is from the annotation of a GenBank genome assembly. Lineage: Eukaryota; Fungi; Ascomycota; Leotiomycetes; Helotiales; Sclerotiniaceae.
AUGGUUUCGGUGGCAGAUUUAGUUACAAAUCUACAUUCAAAUAUUGAUGAAAUUCAUAAGACUAUCGCUUUAAUAAGCGAUACCUCAGACCAUGAUGCGGAAAUCACACGACUCGAAAAGGAACGCGAUGAACAGCUUCAACAAUUAAAGAUGGCUCAUGAAAUUGCAACAAAAGAGGACCAGGACGCACGAGUAAAACAGGAACAAAAGAUCGAGGAAGAAAUCAAGAGAGAGGAAGCGGAAAUAACUGCGAGAAGGAGGCGUGAAGACGAGGAGAGAAAUUUGACAAUAGAGAACGCAGUGAAUGGGAGAGAAAAGGCAAGGCAGGAGGAGGAGGAGAAGAGGAAGGCCGAAUUCGAAAGUAAACAUAAGGGAUUGGAAGAUGGAGUCGACGAAGAGAUGGAAAAAUUGGAGGAUGAAUUGGAGAAGCGAAUGUCGCAUGGGCAGAAAGCUUUAGAGAGUUUAGAUGCUGCGAGGAGGGAAAUCAACAAACAAAUCGACGAACAUCUCAAUAUUCCGACUGUACUACCUAAAAUUCAAUACAAGAGUCGGAGGAAGGCUUUAUUGAAUAAGCACCGACCGGACCGUUCAUCUGAGAAUCCGGACAUCAAGGAAGUUGGGGAGAAUAGCCAAAAUAAUCUGGACACAAAUGAAGACCCAAGUCCUAAUGUGAACGAGCACAAAAAUGAAGGCCCUCGGGACGACGAGACUAAUGUUGCUAAUAGUACAGAAGACCCUAAUUUAGAGCACGCCAAGGGACUGGUAAUGCAGCCAGCUUCGCCAAUGGCAGAGGAAGUAAUCCAUCAAGAACAAGAGACGCAAUACCCAGGAACGGAACAAAUUGAGGAAGUGUCACGGCUGAUCGAAAAAAUCUCUGUCUCAAUGCCUGAGGAACAACACCUUGAGCCUGAAGAACCACAGCACCCUGAGCAGCAACAUCAGCUGGAGAAUACUGCACAAGAACAUCCAGAUCUACCCAAACAAGACACUGUACAGCCUAUAGAAGAUGUAUCAAAUGAGACAUAUAACGCGACUGAGGUUUCACUAGCAGAUACACUGAUGGAGACCAAUGGUAUUCCAAUGGAUCAAAUCGUGGAGCAUCAGACAAAUGAUGCCGAACAACAUGAAAUCAGUGAUACUUCAAAGCAAAACAACCCAUUAGAUGCAUCAGAGAACGCCGAGGACCACGUCAAAGAGAGCCAAUCUGCUGAAUUUCCUUCCGAGAAUGUCACGGAUGGGUUAAAGCAAGAUAAGACCCCGAUAGUCGUACCUAAAGAAGCCGAGUCUUCCUCUGCUCAUGCUACAAGGGAAUCACCCGAAGAUAGAGCAGCCAGGGAGGAAAUAGAUCAAUUGAACGAGGAGAUCAGACAAGCUAUGGAGGAAGAAGCUAGGGGGGCAAUGAUGCCUCACGACGAAGCCAAGGAUCUUCCUCUAGAUGCACAAGAGGAAGAAUUAAUCAAAUCAGAAGAGUCUAAAUCAGAAGAGUCACACGUUUUUGAAGUUAUUACGACUCCAGAUUUUGCCAACGAAGCUUCAGAGAACAAAGCCCUUGCGAAAGAGGACACAUUACCUAAGAUGGAGGGCACACCAAUCGCACAGAUCUCUGAAUUUCAGAUUGUAAGUAAUGACUUUGAGUCAAGGACGAUACCCGAGACAAUUGAGGCUGAAAAUGCUUCUAAACACCAAGUUGUCUCAGAAAGCAUUGAAACUGAAAACAAAGGAAUCCUUGAACCAGAAGAGCAAGCGAACGGCACAACACAAGAACCUAUUGAAACUCCAACUGAAGUGACACUUCUAGCUAGAGAGUUGUCAUUAGAGCAGACGCUAAACAUUGAUCUUACCCCCGAGAAUCAUGGACUGCUUGAGACAUUGACUGUUCAUGUGUCUCCAGAUCAAACAGUGAACGAGAAAAUCGAAGAGAUGCCCGUGACUUUGAGAGAAAAGGCAAUCUUGCCUCCAAUGUCAGUUGAAGAGCUCACCUCCGGCAACGUUGGUGACGGGAAUGCAGAGAUGGAGGACGACAGCCUACCCAACGAGUCAUUAAUUUCAAGCAAAUCAGAGGACACAAAUCAGAUAUCCACGGAAGCAGAGACAGUUCAUAACGGCUUGGAAUCUGCUCAUCACGAUGAGCCCAUACCUGUCGAGGAAUUUGAAGUAGAGGCAAUCCAAACACCACUUCCAGAACCAGCAGAAGAUGAAUCCGUUUUGCUCAAUGAGGAACCAGCACUACAAUCUGAUACCCUGUCAAACGAACCGGUGAUCGACCAAAGCCAACAGGCAACAACUGAGCCAGUUAGCACUGAAGAUAUCAAUAACGAAAAUGCACAGACUUCGAAUGAGAACAUCGAGUCUGUAAAUGAAGCUACGCCAAUUAUGAAGGGGAAAAAUCGUACCGGCGAGGAGCCCUCAAACCUCAACAUAUCAGACGAGAAAAGCGAGGAAGUAGUUCCAGACCAAAAUCCCGCCGAGCAGAAUGAAUACGCUGAGAAAGACGGUGGAGAUGCUGCAAGCAGUGAGGUGGAGGCUGAAGACAAUGAAAAUCCAGAAAGCAACAACCUGGGUGAAUCACCGAAGACCCCUCAAGCCAUUCUACCUGGAGUAGAAGAGAUGAAAAGUACUUCAGAUGAACCCUUUCUACCUUCAAAGUCAACUCCAGAGGUGGUACAGCCAGACGUCGACAGCCAUGAGAAUUCUGAAGGUGAUAUAUUAUCUUCCCAUUCUCAAAAUACUUCCGAGAAUAAUAAUCUUAUCAACGAGAUUGUUGUUCCGAUACAAGAAGAGCUUCAUUUCAAAGAUACUGAUAUUGAUCAUAUUACAAAAGUUACAGUCGACAGCAAGGUCAUUCACCAAUCAGAACCUCGUAAUAUCAAUUUGGAUGAUACCCCCCAAAAGGCCGAGGUAGCUGUUGAGCCGAUUAUUUCUGGCCCCGAACAAAUACACGAUGCAGAAGAAGACAUUCCAGUGACAGCUGAGAGUGGCACUAGCGAUAUACGUGAGCUGGAAGUCGCAAUCGAUGGAAAUGUAAAUGUGGCGAAGGAUGAAAGGUCUAGCGACAAAGAAGCUCUCGAUAGUCCACCAGAAUAUCUUUCGCAAACUAUCUAUGAACCCGUUCAGUUACCGGGCCAUAUCAAGUACCGAAUUGAUGAGCCAGCGGCUGCGAUCCGGCAAGAGAAUGAUGCUUUACCACAGACCAUCGCUAAAGAGGAGAUAAUUAUCUCUGAGACCUCCAUUAUUGACCCCGAGGAUAUAGCUCUAAAACUCACCGAUGAGAAGAUAGAGUCAUCGUCCGACAUCAAUUCUAAAGAACAUUUUCAGAAUGUGGAAGAAGUAAAGACACCUGGCCACCAAGAUCUUGAGGGCACUGGGGGUGCAAUCUUGACUUUGAACAUUGGUUCUCCACUCCCGUCCCCUAUCCUUCACAUCACUGGUGGCAAUGAAGGAGGAGAUGCUAAAUUAGAGCAUAAUGUCAUUGAAAAUCCUGUGGGCUUGGAAGAGAUGAGCCACAAAGAAGAACAGUUCGAAGUUAACGACUCAGCCCGCCCUCAAGAACUCAAGGACAUAGAGCCAGUGAAAUCGAGUGAAAUGCCAUUUGGAGAUCAUGCACUUGCGGAAGCGGUCAAAUCUGAGCAAUUGACUCCGGAUUAUGACGAAUCAAAACAUCAAGAAGCUGAAGAAACCCACAAACAAGCAAAUGAUGGCGCUUCACUCGAGAACCAAGAGGAUCAAGAAAACAGAGAUCUCCCUUCUACUUCUAUUGGAGAGAUUGACCAAGAUGCCAAUAGCCUCAAUGAUGUAAAACACAAGGAAAACGACAUACAACUUGAAAGCCAAAAUGAUGGAAAUCCUGAGAUUGAGGUCGAGACGUCUGCGUUAGAAAAACCGAUUAUCGAUGCCUUCCAAGUGCCAUUUGCUAUGGAACACGCACUCCCAGAGAUCCAUGAUGAGCCCAGAAGUGGGCAAGAUGACCGGGGUGGUGAGAAGGUCAAUGAUGCGCCGCCGAAUAUUCUUACUCACGAACAAGGAAAGGGCGAGCUUCGUGCAAUGCAAGACGCUCAUACUGAAAAGCCCACCAAAACCAACCAUUCACAGGGAUCUGAGACAACAGAUAUACCACACUCGGUUCCAAGUAUUGUAACUAGUCCUGAAGCCAUCCACGAGGAAUUGUCCACCCAGGAGAAAGAAAAGUCCUCCGGCAUUGAAGAGGAACAUAUCAACACAGUACCUGAAUCGGACACAAUCAGGCAAGAUACUACAUCUCAAACUCCCCAGGUAUUACAAGAAGACCCCGAGGAUGUUCGUGCCAGAGAAGAGGUUGCUCGUUUGAAUGCCGAGUUUAUGAAGGCCAUUGAAGAAGAGCAAGCUGGUGAAGAAUUAAAUGAGCCGGUCGACGUCAGCAAAGACAAGAAUAAUGUUGAUGUGAUUGAAAGCAAUCCUGUUAAAGAGGAGCAAGAGAGACCAAGUUCUCGAGAAAGUGCCGAAGAUACCACAGCGAGGGAAGAAAUCGCUUUGCUGAAUGAGCAAUUGAAAUUGCUCGGUCAACAACACGAUGACGGAAAUCAAUUUGUUGAGAUCAAAGGUGAAAAGGGAGAGAGUCAUGAAGGUCAUGAGAAUAGUGAACCUCAAAAGCUCGAACCAGAACAUACACAGGUUGACCUUCAGCACGCAAAGAGUGAGCCCUAUCAAGGUGAAAAGCGGGUGCAAGAACAAGAUCACCAUGAGAUUCCCACCUCAUCAGUUCAGCACGAUGGCAACUUGGACACUUCCGACCAAUCUGACCAGAUCUUAAGUGGAGAAAAUGGGGUCGAAUUGACCACAAGUGAACCAAGCAAAGAAAUUGAGGCAUCACAGCACGACCAUGAAAUUCAUGACUUUCAAGACUCGGGCUCGGAAGGCGAAGAAACCGAAUCUCAUUUUGAAAGCGAAGAUGAAUGGGAGGGAUCCGUAGAGGAUGAAGAGGGACCACUUCCUUACCUUGAAACUAUUCGCGAAGAAUCACAUGAUGGACGUGUAUCUCAUUUGGGAGAAGACAAUGAAGACGAGGAUGAAGAUGAAGAAAUGUUGAGGGGCAGAUCAACCCAUCCACAUUGGAAAUAUGAAGACAUGGAAAAUGAUGAUCAUCUAAAGGAAGAAAGCGCUUUUCAGCCUGCUGAGACAACAAAGGAUGACUCUCACGAUUUACGUUCUCAUGAGGUUGCUGCUGCAGAAUCAUCGAUUCUGCCUAUCAUCGAUAAUAAUGAAGAACACUGGGAUUCUGCAGAUUUAGUUCUAGAAACGGAGCAUGCAGAAAAACCAGCUAACAAAGAUGCCCCGCUAGAAACUCACUACGAUGAGCUAGAACACCCAAGCGAUAUCAAUCUUGAAAUUUCGAAGCCUCGAUCAAUAAAACGGCCACAGACUCCAAUGCAACUUGUUCCUAAUACUCUCGAUGAUGAAGUAAUGGAACCGCCUCACACUAUUAAUGGUACAGAUGAAUCAUUCGAAGAUAACAACUCGGAAGCGCCAAUAAAAAGUUUAGGUCACUCUAAUGGCAUAGAUCUACCACGAGUAUUGGAGCCGAGCCCAGUUAUUAACGAAUUAAAUUCAAACACUGGGAACCCUGAGCAGGUGGAACAGAAUUUACCAGGUCAAAAUAACAAUCUUACUCCAGAAGCUGCGUCUUCUCGACGUCCAAUGUCACUCUACCAUCGAAAUGAUGAUUUAAGUCCAGAACAUGAAGCAGUAUUCUCAAGAGUUUCAAAGAUCCGUAAUAGCUUAACACCUUCGCCAGAGCCACAACAGUCUUCAAACAGUUUACUGAGUCCUAGAUCCCGAUCUGAGCGAUUUCCACCCGACGAACAUCGAAAUUACUUGGAUGCUUCUAUAAACAACGCAUAUAAUGGAGGGGUAUAUUCUACGAUGCCGGAUGACGACCAGCCUCAAAACGAUUACCGAAUCCAAUUGAACGCCAAUAACGGUCGUACCAGAUCUCACACCGUCGAUACUGUUCCAUCUUUCGAACAUUAUGCAUCAGAUGAUGGUGACUCGGGACCUCCGACUCCACCACAACAACCACAAUACUCAGAUCCUGUAUCUCAACAAUCUCAUAUUGGGCAAAUGUUAACGACAGACUUCCAAACUUCUGGAGGAUGGUCAAUUCCACAUGAUGAUAUCCAUGCUGAAUCAACAAAUCAAGACCAAGACCAAGACGAAGUAAUAAAAUCUCCCAACCUUCGAGAAGUCGAAUUCGAUCCUUUAAAUCAACAAGAAUAUAAAUCUCCGAUACCAAGUCCAGCACACUCAUCGUCGUUCAAUGUAAGCAACGUACGCUUUGAUCAAGAAUAUCCUCACACUUUGUCAUCAAAUUCAUCCUCGCUUUUGCCGCCUGAAAAGAUCUUGGGCUCGAAUGCACCACCUUCAAACUUCUCCUUUGCAUCUCGCAACCCCCCCGCUUCUGCUCAAGCCGAAGAAACACCAACUUCGCAAUUACAGCCAAACCUCCACUCCGUUCCUCAGACACAAUCAGAAGACCUUCACAAAGCUGCAAAUCAAGAGAAAGAAAUUGAAUCCCCACAACGUAACCCACGACCAGCUAGUUCUAUCUUCGCCAGAACCCGCUCACUAUUCGAAUCAGCAGGAACCAACGAUCCAAGCCCACUCUCAAAACAAAGACCCUUAUCAGGCAUGAGUAUCUUCCACGUCACGCCACCCUCCCGCUCAACACCUUCCCCUAUAGCCAUUCAAAACCGUCCCCACAGUCAAUCAGUCUCCGGUCUCCGUAGCGUCUCCGGCUCUCAGAAAUCAAAUCUUUAUCCCUUGGACAAUGGAAACACAAAUGCAGACUAUGAUCCAAAUACUGAUGCAGAUUUUCUGCCAAAGAGUUUGGAUGAUGAUGGGAGAUUGCCUAGUCCGGCUUAUGGCUUACCCGGCCAUAGGAGUAGUGGGAGUUUCGAUAAGGCGAGAGAUCUACAUGGGGAUGAAGAUGAUCCUUAUCAUUCACAAAAGGGGUCGAAAGCGAGUGGGGAUUGGAUGGCUGGUUUGCCAAGCAUGACGUCGAGAGGAGCGAUGGCAGAGGAUGAACCAUUAUUGAGAGAUGAGGAUUGA